AUGAAGUUCUCCCUCUUCGCCGCCGCUGCGGCGCUUGUUGGCUCUGCCCUCGGUGCUGAUGCCGUUAAGGGAGCUGCCGAGGGUUUCGCCAAGGGCGUCACAGGUGGCGGUAAAGCUGCGCCCGUCUACCCUUCCACCACCGCUCAGCUCAUCAGCUACCUUGCCGACUCGUCUCCCCGUGUCAUUGUCUUGACCAAGACCUUCGACUUCACCGGAACUGAAGGUACCGCCACCUCUGCUGGCUGCGCUCCCUGGGGAACUGGCUCUACAUGCCAGAAGGCCAUCAACAAGGAUGGCUGGUGUGACAACUACCAGCCCAACGCCCCCAAGGUCUCCGGCAUCAAGUACGACAAGGCCGGUGUCCUCGGCAUGACCGUCGGCUCCAACAAGUCCCUGAUCGGCCAGGGCUCCAAGGGUGUCAUCAAGGGCAAGGGUGUCCGCAUCGUCUCCAACACCAAGAACGUUAUCAUCCAGAACGUCCGUUUCACUGACAUCAACCCCGCCUACGUCUGGGGUGGUGAUGCUAUCACCAUCGACGGUGCUGACCUCAUCUGGAUUGACCACGUUACCACCGACCUGAUUGCCCGUCAGCACAUUGUCCUUGGUAACUCUGCCUCCAACCGCGUCACCAUCUCCAACAACGAGAUCAACGGUGCCUCGUCCUGGUCUGCCACCUGCGACGGUCGCCAUUACUGGGGCUUGUACUUCACUGGUUCCUCCGACAUGGUCACCUUCAAGAACAACUACGUCCACCACACCUCUGGCCGCUCCCCCAAGGUUGCUGGCAACACCCUCCUCCACGCCGUCAACAACUACUUCUAUGCCAUUUCUCACGCUUUCGAGGCCGACUCUGGUUCCAAAAUCCUCGCUGAGGGUAACGUCUUCCAGAACGUCGAUGCUCCUGCGCAGGCUGGUCUCCCUGGCAAGGUCUUCGCUGCCGGUUCUGCUUCCCUCAACUCUCAGUGCAAGACCUACCUCGGCCACAACUGCGAGCUGAACGCCCACGGUAGCUCUGGCACUCUUGCCGGCUCCGACACCAGCUUCCUCUCCAGCUUCAAGGGCAAGAACGUUGCUGCUGCUUCCGCCGCCUCUUCGGUCAAGAACCUUGUCAACACUGCCGGUUACGGACGCAUCUAA
Messenger RNA from Ascochyta rabiei, 1137 nucleotides. RefSeq names its product Pectin lyase. Gene Ontology annotation, molecular function: pectate lyase activity. The record is from RefSeq and is a predicted model, not a curated record. Lineage: Eukaryota; Fungi; Ascomycota; Dothideomycetes; Pleosporales; Didymellaceae. The transcript has a single exon. The coding region runs from base 1 to 1137 and encodes 378 amino acids.